UCACCAGGCAUCAGGUCAUUUGGCUCGACAGCGGGCACCGCGUCAUCUGGCAAGGCAGUGGGCUCCGAGUCAACAGGCACGACAGUGGGCACCGGGUCAUCAGGUACCGGAUUGUCUGGCUCGACAGCGGGCAUCGGGUCACCAGGUAUGACAGCGGGGACUGGGUCACCAGGCAUCAGGUCAUUUGGCUCGCCAGCGGGCACCGCGUCAUCUGGCAAGGCAGUGGGUACCGAGUCACCAGGUACGACAGCGGGCUCUGAGUCAAUUGGCACGACAGCGGGCACCGGAUCAGCUACCGGAUCAUCUGGAUCAACAGCGGGCAUCGAGUCAACUGGCCUAAUAGGAUCGUCAGGCUGGAUCAGUUCAUCAUGCUGGGUAGAGGCAUCAGGCUGAAUGCCGGCGUCCGGCUGUGUAGAGGCUUCAGGCCGAGUAGAGGCAUCAGGCCGAGUAGAGGCAUCAGGCCGAGUAGAGGCUUCAGGCCGAGUAGAGGCAUCAGGCCGAGUAGAGGCAUCAGGCCGAGUAGAGGCUUCAGGCCGAGUAGAGGCAUC
This is a messenger RNA of Staurois parvus, 548 nucleotides long. NCBI's taxonomy places the organism in Eukaryota, Metazoa, Chordata, Amphibia, Anura, Ranidae. The record is from the annotation of a GenBank genome assembly.